This is a messenger RNA of Aaosphaeria arxii CBS 175.79, 1095 nucleotides long. RefSeq names its product glycoside hydrolase family 131 protein. The transcript is spliced from 3 exons. Lineage: Eukaryota; Fungi; Ascomycota; Dothideomycetes; Pleosporales. Bases 211 to 996 code for a protein of 261 amino acids. The record is from RefSeq and is a predicted model, not a curated record.
CACGUACACUUACGGCCUGGAAUCGAAGCUCUUCGUUUCCAUCAUAUUGGGGUACAUCAAUUCCAUUAUCGCCGAUAGGGUUCGCUUGAUGCGAUGCUGUUUAUUUCCCAGGGAUUCUCCGAUUGCGAGAUUGGGAGAAUACCUUUAUAAAAGGCGAACGAUUCGCCAUCUCGAGAUUCGUCCGUCUUUUUUAUCCAUCGCAUCGCCAUCAUGUUGGGUUACACGACUCUUUUGACUGCUUUCGUGAGCGCUGUCUCAGCAGGCACUAUCCUCUGGGACGGCCGAUUUAAUGAGAUGACCAGCAGCGCCGACCUCAACAAGUGGUCUUGGGCAAACCAAGUCGGACCGUACCAAUACUACAUCCACGGCUCAGGUGCCGUCACUAAAUAUGUCAACCUGUCGCCAAGCUACAAGAACCCAGCGGACCUGGGCACGAAGCAGGGCGUGAAGAUCACGAUCGACAACACCGCGAAGUGGAACUCGGAUAUGUGGAGGACGGAACUCAUCCCCCAGACCACAGCCGCCAUCAAUAAGGGCACCGUCUACUACCACUUCUCCAUCAAGCGCUCGACGACGAACGUCCCUAGCGCCACCAACGAGCACCAGAUCUGCUUCUUCGAAAGCCAUUUCACCGAGCUCAAGUACGGCUGGGUCAACGGCGAGUCGGGCACCAGCAACACCAACCUGCAGUGGAUGGUGGGCGGCCAAUCGAAGUGGAAGGUCGAGCUCAAGGCUGAUGAGUGGCACAACGUGGCUUACGAGAUCAACUUUUCUUCCAACCAGAUUACUUUCUGGCACUCCACUGGUGCCGACCCGCUCGUUAAGACCGCGGGUCCCUUCUCCGGCAGCACUUCGUCCAACGGCGCUGAUUGGCAUCUUGGUGUCCUUCGCCUUCCUCGCGCUGGAAACGAUGGCACUGGUGCUGAAGACUGGUACUUCUCUGGUGUUUACAUCGAGAGCGGUUCUCUCACCACCUCUGUUAACAGCCCGGCAUAGAGGACGAGGCUUGUAUAUAUUUAGAUCAUUGAGCAGAUGCUGUUACAGGCAACCUUUUGUACAUAUCAUUAUCAAGAAAUCUAAAUCGAUGAUUCCGGU